Messenger RNA from Rhagoletis zephyria (snowberry fruit fly), 3942 nucleotides. The record is from RefSeq and is a predicted model, not a curated record. Lineage: Eukaryota; Metazoa; Arthropoda; Insecta; Diptera; Tephritidae.
AUGCCACUUCUCGGGAGAGAUGAGUUUGUGCUGAAGCAACUUCCACCCAAUUUAGACUUAAAUCAUGAAGUCUUCUAUUGUAGCCAAACUGGGGAAGCAUUUCUUACAUACGAUGAGUAUUUUGAGCGUCAAAUCCUCUGCUCAUCGAUGCUUUGGACAUGUUCUGUCACUGGCAAGACCAAUCUCACCUACGCCGAUGCUAUUAGAUCGGAAAGGGAACAUCAGACAAUACUCUCGACGAUUCCACGCGUCCUCCAAAAAGUGAUACUUUAUCUGAUGAAGUUCAUCAAUAACUUUAGCACAAAUGUAACUUUGGCUGUUUUGUUUGACUUCACCAAUAUGCGCUUUUUCAUCGGUGAAAUGGUCUUUAUUCAAUCCACUGUCAACAACAAAAUAAAACGGACCAAAGGCUACAUUCGUGAUGUCAUACCUCCUGAAGACUCCAAACAUGCCACUUCAAUCUCUUAUGGACUCGAUCCGCUCAGUUAUCAGUACGUCGUCGAAAUAAUUGAUCCUAAAAGUUCGGAUGAAAAUGUUAUCGAAGUUUUUCCAGCAUCUCGCCUAAAACGCUCAAAGUUCAGUCUCACUCGUGAUAAGUUGCGUCUCUUUCUGAAGCAGCAUUUAUCGGUCAAGUCAUCACGUUAUGACACAUUAAGUAUUAAAGAAGAAAGUAUUAAAAAAUUCGGUCUUGAUCAUCUUCGAUGGGAAGCGCUUUUUAAAGGUCCAACUCCUAACUUUGAUGAUGAUACUACUGUUCUGAAGGCAUUUUCCAAACGCUUAUCGGAUGGCGGCGAAAUUGUGGUGUAUGGCUCGAAUGAUGCCGAUGAUGCUGAAAAUGCUGACGAGAAUGCCCCAUCAAAAACAGUGGUCAAAAAGAAAAGUAAUCUCUUAAAAGAACAAAAAGAAAAACUUAUCAAGCGCGAGGAAAAGCUAAAAGAAAAGAGUCAGGCUGAAGAAGGUACCUCAAGUAGUGGUAAAAAGAAGAGAAGCAAAAAGCAAAAACUUAAAGAUAAAGCCAAGCUGCUUAAAAACAAGAAGAAGAAAAAGGGUAAGGGCGGCAAAAAUGUGCCUGAGCCGGAGGAGCCCAAGGAGGACAAAGAGGCGGCGAGAAAGAAACUCAGAGAUGCCCGAAGAAAGUUUGAGGAGGAUACCCGUAUUUGGAUGGAGAAACGGGAUGAUUUGCUGUGCGAUGAUCUCAAGCCUUUGCCCGCCCCCACUCCAGUCGACUGCGGCAUUGACUCAACCCUCUUCGGCGACACCUUACUUACCCUCGAGUUUAUCAACGUCUUCCAGGAGUAUAUCGACGACUUCUCCAGCCCAUUUCCAUCAGGCAUUUCAAUUCAACUGUUUCUGCAAAUUCUCAACGACUCUGACGUCAACGGGCCGUACAGUGACCUGCUGUUGAGAUUAUUUGACACCGUUCUGAUGUCUAACCGGGACGGCGAUGAGGAGGCAGAUUUGAAAAUCAACAACGCCAAUGACGAUGAGUUCGCCACCUACAAUGAGGACGAUGAGACGACCAACUUUUGCAACAACAACUACUCUAACCACUGGGUUUCUACAUACUUUGGCACCCGGGAGCAGUUGUCUAAGCUGAGCCUGGACGCAUUUACGCUUAGCGAAAUACUGCGCAUUUACAUUCUGAAGGCUCGAAACACUGACUCCAAAAGAGCUCGUCAUGAUGACGACAGCGACGUGCAGUUGGCCAUCAAGUUGACCACUAACAAUGUGUUUGAGCUUAGUCCCACUGAACGACUGUCACUUUUUAAGCUGCUGCUUGACGACCUGUUGGAAACUCCCGGUGUUCGUCUAAAGAUGGAAGACUCGAUGGAUGAAAUGUUUCGCCUGAAGAACCAAAUCCGUCAUCACAAUGCAUCGUACACGAGAUGGCUUCGGGACCAUCCGGUUCGACUGCGAAUUCGAAAGAAGAAGCCACUUUCCGAUGCCGCUGAGGAGAAUAAAGAUGAAAAUGGCGAAGAACAGGUGGAGAAUGAGUCGACGGAAGCGGAAAAGGAGGCAUUCAAAAUUGAGAAGGCACAGCGAGAGCAAGAAAUGAAAGCAAACAUUUCAAAGUUGAAAGCGGAAAUUCGUAAGCAUUCUGCCUUUUGUCGGCCUCGCCCAAUUGGAAUGGACCGCGCUUUUCGCCGAUACUGGGUAUUCCAAUCACUACGCGGACUUUUGGUGGAGCAUCCAGUUGAAGUCAGAUCGUGUCUUGAUUCGCCAUCAGUCAUCAAAAAGCCUAAGCUUGCUGACUAUCUGCCAAAUGCAAAGAGGAGAAAAUCUAAAGCGGCGAAAAAAGAGGACUCUUCCAACAACGUGGCACCUGCUAAUAAUGCUGCUGCUGGUGAUGAAUCGGCCUCCAAAUCUGUCCUAUCUAAUGAGCACCUUUUUGGCUGCUGCACCGGUAACAUUUCCACUUGUUCAGUACACGGAGCUGCCAACUCUGAGAAGCGAGUAAGCUGGUCGUUCUACACCAAGGAACAACUUGACGAUCUAAUUGCAUCGCUCAACAGUCGUGGCUAUCGUGAAAAUGAUCUUAAAAACUCGCUAAAUAUCGAAAAGGACUCCAUUCUGAAGGAUCACCUUGAGCAGUUUGUUCCCACUACUCUGAACAGCAAUUAUGUGCCACCGCCGCCACCACCACCACCUCUAGUGGCUUCUGAACAGGUAGAUAGCAGUGACGAAAGUAAUCUGCUUCGCAAGUCGGAACGUAUUCAAAACAUAAUCUACGAAAAGGCAAUCCUGGGACCCAAGUUGACUGCGCCUGUGACAGUUCAUGUACCCUCUGAUACUAAAUACUCAACUACAUUGCCAGCAGAGGCACAUGCAGCUCAGCUGGCGGAAAGACUUUUGGAGCUCGAAGAUCGGGUUUUUAAUUCUUGCUUUUCAUCGUUCAGUUUGGAAGAGCGCGACCAGUGGUGGAGCAGCGUCACGGACAACAAGGCUAGUGACAAUGUCAAGUCUAUUGAAAAUCUGACUGCCUUGUUCCGAACUUUGGCAAAGUCACUUCGAUCAUUCUGCAUACUGCCGCCACUAUCGACUUUUCCCGACUCGACGGCUUCAUCACCCUCGGACAAGGAGAACAUGGAACACGUUUUGCCCAAAGUUCCAAAGCUUUCCGAGAAAUGGCUUGAUGUACUAAAGUUGGCAAAUGGUUUGACUACUGGCCAACUAAACGAUUUUGAGUCUAGCUUUGGCAUUAGCAACCUAUCGCAAAUCUAUGUCAACAUGUACAUCUUUGAAAAGUCUCUCAACUGGGAUCUUUCCGCAAUGAAAACGGCCAACAAGUGUCGUGUUUGUCGACGAAAGGCAAAUGACGAGAUGAUUCUCUGCGACAAGUGCAACCGAGGCUACCACAUCUACUGUCUGAAGCCGCCGAUCAAUUCUAUUGACGAAAUCGAAGGUGAUUGGUUUUGCUACACUUGUGUUCCCAGCACUGCCGAGGCACCGAGCACUUCAAAAAAGAGCGAUCCAAAGGCUUCCUCAAAGUUAUCGACAAAGAAUGACGUCAACCCAAAAGUGAAUGAAGCCGAAAAAGUGGAUGAAAAACCACCUGUUAAAUCACCUGAGCCUGAGUGCAGUACAUCUCGCGGCGAAACCCCCGAAGAGAUUUGUCUUGCAUGUAAAGACCAGCUGGAUGAUAAAUACGAUGAGGUUUCUUGCAAAUCAUGCAGCAGAGUCUACCAUUUGCACUGUGUCAAUUUGAUGCGUGUUCCACGUUCGUGGUGUUGCAUGCGAUGCGAAAUUCAAGAACGAUAUAAUAAUGUCUCGAAACCUGAAGAUAGUGGCGCUGAUGUUCGUCGCUCAUCUCGAAAGCGGCGACCGAACCAUUACUUUGAUGAUGACGCUGACUCAGCUGAUGAGGGUCAAUCAUUCUCUUCUCUCAAAACGAGAAGACACUCUUAUGAGGAGACAAACUCUCGCACUCAACGUGUCUCUUAG